Molecule: messenger RNA, 2238 nt
Organism: Hibiscus syriacus
Lineage: Eukaryota; Viridiplantae; Streptophyta; Magnoliopsida; Malvales; Malvaceae
Product: probable apyrase 6
Exons: 8
Coding region: 186-1823 (545 amino acids)
Biological process (GO): nucleoside diphosphate catabolic process
Cellular component (GO): membrane
Molecular function (GO): nucleoside diphosphate phosphatase activity
Source: RefSeq, a predicted model, not a curated record
GGAGAGAGAGACCUCUGAAAGUCACACUCUCCUCUCCGAUCAAAUCCCCAUUCAAGGAAGGGGGACCGUAAAAAUCCAUUUUCAAUACACCUUUUCGUUUUAUUCAGUUUCGAUUAUAAUUUAAUUUCUUUUCCUUUAGUGUUCUUAACAAUUCACAUGCUUCCUCCCCAACUGUUGAUAUCUUAAUGCGACGAUCGGUUGCUCGAAAUCGGGUCGAUUCCAAACCCAAACCCACCGCCACCGCACCCGAAAUGGAUCCGAUUAAGUUCCAAAUCCGACCCAAUUCCCGAUCCACCGCUCUUUUUUCCCGAAACCCUAGUAAAACCAGGCCGACCCUUUCCAUCUUUGCAGUUUCAAUCGUCGUAUCCCUCGCUUUAUUGGUUUUCAGUUACAUUUUCCUCUUCUCAUCAGCGGAGUCCACAAAAUUCGGAAUCAUAAUCGAUGGCGGAAGCACAGGAACGAGGAUCCACGUGUUUCGAUACAGAGUUGAUCGAAGCAAAAACCUGGUUUUCGAUUUCAAAGAAGGGUCAGAUAGCUUGAAAGUUAAUCCGGGCUUGUCAGCUUACGUGGAGCAGCCGGAAGCAGUAUGGGAUUCUUUGGAAGAACUUCUGGAGUUUGGGAGGAAGAAAGUUCCAAAAGAACUGUGGGGAGAGACGGAAAUUAGGCUAAUGGCGACGGCGGGGCUGAGAUUGUUGGAUGUUGAAUUGCAGGACCAGAUUUUAGAGGAGUGCAGGAAGGUGCUUAGGGUGUCUGGGUUUAAAUUUCACGAUGAAUGGGCUUCGGUUAUUACAGGCUCUGAUGAGGGAGUCUAUGCUUGGGUUGUUGCAAACUAUGCACUUGGUACUCUUGGAGGUAAUCCUCUGGAUACGACUGGAAUUAUUGAACUUGGCGGGGCAUCUGCUCAGGUAACAUUUGUCUCAAAUGAGUUUAUGCCUUCUAAGUUCUCACGCUCCAUCAAGUUUGGGAAUUUCACUUACAAUCUCUAUAGUCACAGCUUUCUUCAUUUGGGCCAGAAUGUUGCUCAUGAGUCAUUGAGGGAAUCACUUUUUAAAGGAGAUUUCAGUCCUGCUGCUGACUCUCUUCACAAUGAAAUGUAUAUAGAUCCUUGUACACCCAAAGGUUACUUGCCUCAGUCAUCGAAUCUUUCACUAGGUUUUAUGGCUGAAAAAAGUAAAUAUACUUCUGAACUUCAAGCUACUGGUAACUUCUCAGAUUGCAGAUCUGCUGCGCUAAGGCUAUUACAAAAAGGAAAAGAGAAAUGUUCCAAUUAUCACUGUUAUCUGGGGUCAGUUUUCAUGCCCAAGCUUCAAGGAAAAUUUUUGGCUACAGAGAAUUUCUUCUAUACCUCAAAGUUCUUUAGGUUGCGCCAGAGGGCCUUUCUUUCGGAUCUAAUGAUGGCGGGGCAACAUUUCUGUGGAGAGGAUUGGUCUAAAUUGAAGAAGAAACACCAGUCACUUGAUGAGGAAGAACUGUUGCGCUAUUGUUUUUCUUCAGCGUAUAUUGUGGCCUUACUUCAUGAUAGCCUUGGAAUUGCUUUGGAUGAUGAAAGGAUCAGCUUUGCUAAUCAGGUAGAAAAUAUACCACUCGAUUGGGCCUUGGGAGCUUUCAUAUUGCAAAGCAUGGCCAAGUUCGAAGUAGAGGAAACUGAUUGGAUAACUACCAUUAUCAGCAAUGAUUCACCCAAACUAAUCUCCAUCAUUGCCAUUUCUGCAAUAUUGAUGUUCGUAGCUUGGUCUCUAUCGAAAUGGAGGAAACCCCAGUUGAAGACAGUUUAUGAUCUAGAGAAAGGACGAUAUAUAGUGACUCGUAUAGGCAGAAGUUGAUAUAAUUGUCCGGAGGAGAUCGAAAACAUGCUAACAAGUUUGCAACCGAGGACGAUCCAAUAUUACGAUGGUAUACUAUCAUUGUGCUUCCCUGGUUUACUAUGCCCUCCACUUAAGGUCACAAUAUGAGCGGAAAAUGUAAGAUUGUAUAUCAUCAAACUCUUAACAUAGGAUCGAAAGUAAUCAUGGGGAUACCGAAUAGAAGACUAGAUUCCGAUACCGGGAAGUCGUGAACCAAAAACCCUACUAUUAUACCACUUGCUUGUUCAUUUGUACCUAGACUACAGAAUCAGAUAAAAGGAGUGAUGCAUUAGUUGUGGGGAGGAGAGGAAGGGGUUUAUUUUCAGAGCUUUAUCACUGCUUCUUCCUCAAAUGCUGUGUUCUUAAAGUGCCUUGUAAUUGCUUGUUUGAAUUA